Messenger RNA from Cuculus canorus (common cuckoo), 4142 nucleotides. It is a transcript of the gene CRK, whose product is annotated as CRK proto-oncogene, adaptor protein. NCBI's taxonomy places the organism in Eukaryota, Metazoa, Chordata, Aves, Cuculiformes, Cuculidae. The transcript is spliced from 3 exons. Gene Ontology annotation, molecular function: protein binding. The coding region runs from base 76 to 993 and encodes 305 amino acids. The record is from RefSeq and is a predicted model, not a curated record.
GGCCCGGGCCGGGGCCGCCAUUUUGGGUGGCUGGGCCGGGGCGGCGGCGGGGGGCGGGCAGCGAGCGCGGCCCCCAUGGCCGGGCAGUUCGACUCCGAGGACCGCGCCAGCUGGUACUGGGGGCGGCUGAGCCGUGCCGAGGCGGUGUCGCUGCUGCAGGGGCAGCGCCACGGCACCUUCCUAGUGCGCGACUCGGGCACCAUCCCCGGCGACUUCGUACUCUCGGUGUCCGAGAGCUCCCGCGUCUCGCACUACAUCGUCAACAGCCUAGGGCCGGCGGGAGCCCGGCGGGCCGGCGGCGAGGGCCCCGGGGCCCCGGGGUUGAAUCCCACCAGGUUUCGAAUAGGUGACCAAGAGUUUGAUUCCUUGCCAUCUUUACUGGAAUUCUACAAAAUACACUAUUUGGACACUACAACCUUGAUAGAACCAGUUUCCAGAUCCAGGCAGAAUAGUGGCGUUCUCCUCAGGCAGGAGGAGGCUGAGUAUGUGCGAGCUCUCUUUGACUUUAAUGGAAACGAUGAAGAAGAUCUUCCAUUUAAGAAAGGAGACAUACUGAGAAUCCGGGAUAAACCUGAAGAGCAAUGGUGGAACGCAGAAGACAGCGAAGGAAAGAGGGGAAUGAUACCUGUUCCUUACGUCGAGAAGUAUAGACCUUCCUCUGCUUCAGUAUCUACUCUGAUUGGAGGUAACCAGGAUAGUUCCCACCCACAACCACUGGGUGGGCCGGAGCCAGGGCCCUAUGCCCAGCCCAGCAUCAACACUCCGCUCCCUAACCUCCAGAAUGGCCCUAUUUAUGCCCGGGUUAUCCAGAAGCGAGUCCCUAAUGCCUACGACAAGACAGCCUUGGCUUUGGAGGUCGGUGAGCUGGUAAAGGUCACAAAGAUUAACGUGAGUGGUCAGUGGGAAGGCGAAUGUAACGGCAGGCGCGGUCACUUUCCAUUCACACACGUUCGUCUGCUGGAUCAACAGAAUCCUGAUGAGGACUUCAGCUGAGUGUGGCUCUACAGUUGCGCUUACAGAUGGGAACAAUCUCAACUUGUUUUUAUUGCAGAGGCCAUCCAGACUAUGUUCCGACAGAUGUUGAAAGCGGUAUUGCUUGUAUAAGCGUUCUGAUAACCUGCAAACCCCUGGGACUGAACACCACCAUUCCUUAAUCAAGGGUCAUGUAAUUCAGGGUACGACAGUAGAUAACUUGUGUGUCAAGAGGCAGAACUAGUUCAUGAUUCUAGGUUGUGAUGCCUGCUUAUGUCCACGUGCACAACAGACUGGACCUUUCCAGCACCUGCGGCUGGAGAAGGCAGUAAUGUAGAUGUUAUGGUAACAUUUAUAGCUCUCUCCAGUCCUAUUCCUUAUGUGGCUUCUUCCUCAGGCAAUGAACGGCAACCUUAGACAAUUCAAUAUAUAGAUAGAAAUUUCACAAAUUUAUCCUGGAGCUUUCUCCGUAUUUUUUUCCAUCCUGGAUUCUCUGUCCUGGAAAGGCUCUCUGGUGCUUUGCACGGUUGGUUAACUGUGCACAGUACUGAUUUCUGUAGAGCCCGCUGGGGACAGCCUCAUGAUUUACAGAUGCUUUACCACUUUAAUGGUAAAUGACAGAUCAAAUCAACCUCGGAAUUCUAGAAGUUUGUGGACACUAGAUUGAUUUCUUCAGUACUGUCAAUGCUUCAAACGUAGCAACUGAUUUUAAAUUAAGAUUUCUCUUAACACGCCUAUCUCUCUUUUUAUCCACAACUGUAAGGCUUAUGGAAGUGUAAACGUCCAUAUCAGUGCUGAAAAAUACAUGCGUAGCACUUUAAUGCAGACCUUCCAAGCAGUGUUUGAUCACUAAAUAUACUAAAAUAUUGACACUGCUUUCCACUGAAUUAAAUUAUGUAGGGACAGUUUAAUUUUUCUGGAAUUCUCCAGUACUCCUGUUGUACAGCACAAAUCAGUGUCGAACACAGUGAACUGACAACUCAAAUACAGCUUUUAUUUUCAAGUUACUCUGGGGACUCCCCCGGUUUAAUUCCCAUCUGUAAAAUAUUUGAUAGUGAAUUCAUGAGGAUUUUAUUUUUAAUAAACUAAUGGAAAAUACCUGUGUGCUUCUGGAUUGAUUCUCAAAAGGCGUUAACAGAGUAACUACAGCUUCAUAGCUCAUAACAAAUCAGUGCAUCGCGUAGGUGCAUUAUGCACUGCUCGAUUUUAUUCUUUUUUAGGCUGUUCUUCUAAUUAUCUGGGUUUCUCUAACAUAAAUCAGAAUGGAUUCAGUAAGUUUUGUAAACUGAAAUCAAACACUGAAGUAACCAUCCCUUGCCUGUACCCUGGGUUGUUUUCCAAACACAGCAUCCAGUGACCAAACUUAGCAAACAAAUCUGUACAGAGCAGACUUUCUAAGUGGUAUCUGACUGAAAAUGUUACUUUGGUUGAUGCAAACCGUGUGACAAGCAUGGCUCUGACUGUCAGUGCUGCAAGGGCUCGUUCCCACUGCAGCGGCUGUUGCUGCGAGGCACCGACCGCACAGCAAAUACUGGUAACACUUUACCUCAGAACUGUGUAACAUGCUGGAAUCAAUAUUACUGUUCUAUUUAAGUACUCGUCGUUUUACUGCGAAACUAAUCCAUCGGCAAGUCUGACUAAUUUUCAGGUAACGGGCACUCAUUAAUUCUGUAGACUAACGCCAUGUAUGUUAAUUGUACUUCCCGUCACCGAUCUCAUGAGCACUACUGAGGGUCGUUGAAAACUGACAGUCGUGGCAGUGGUGUAGGAACAGCAACGCAGAACCUGCCGUGCCCUCCUGGCUGGGAUUGCUGCCUCGGCAAGGAGGAGUGCCUGGGAUGGGGGAAUCUCUUCUAGCGUAGCAGAAAAUCCACUGUGAGGAAAAACAUCAAGGAACUAACUUGAGGUUCUGUAACCCAUCGGUUUCUUUAAUGGUAAUUUUGUAUUUCUCCUCUGACCUUGGCGCUUAUUCUGACUGAUUUGUUCCCAAUAGCUGCACUCGAAAUAACAGCCUGAAUGCUGAGUUUAUCAGUUGCUGUUAUAUGCUUGUAUUUUUCUUCAGGUAUUGCAGAAGAAACAACGAACUCUGUGUUCUGAGAGUAACACAGCUUGUUCUGAAAUAUUUUUUCCAAUCGCUGUUGAUGAAAGCCCCUAUGUUUGUACCUUUCCAAUCAGCAAUUAUUUUAAGAUACCAAAAGAACUUUUUUCUGAAAGUUUUCUUAUGCAAAUCUUGCCUUUUUAAUACAAAAGACGUAAUUUGAAUUAACUAGCAAAUACCCUGCAAACUUUGUAGCUGUGUUUUUGUUAAGACGGUAUAAAUUGUGAAUAUUUGUACACUUUGAAAGAGCAAAAAAACAGAAACUAGAGGAGUCUUAAUAGCUGCUGUUGCACUAGAAUCCUUAGUUCUUGUUGAGCAGUUUUUCUUAGUCAGCCGAUACAUUAACGCGACUGUUUUCCACUGUUCAGUUCUAAGCCGAAAUGUGGUUUUGUUUCAUAGGUGAUAGAAAUGAGAGUUUGCAUUUGGACGAAAUAGACAUUUCAACUUACCGAGCUCUUAAAGGAAACUAGGUAGAACAGAUGUUCAUGACCGUGUAGAUGAAACCCUUUCGUGGCCUUUGUUUAUCCUCUUCCAUUUGUUCCCUCCCUUCUCCCUGAUGCGUGCAAAAAAAUCAUUGCAAAGACUGUUGGUCACAAUCUUUUGUCUCUCCUGGGCUGUGGUUUUGGUCUCUCAUGCAUAGGCAGGUGUUGGAACUAGAAUAAUCUUCUCUAGAGAGACACUGCGAAAGCAGACUGCUCAAUUACACUGUGUUCUUCUGGUGCAUUUACACAUUAUAUCACACUAAAAAGUACAACUGGCUGCUAUGGUUUUUUAAUAUAUAUUUCAUUUUGGUAAACCCCAGCCUUUUUACUAAUAUUUGACCUGGUUAAAUCUUGUUAAUCUGUUUGAAUUGUAUUUGUUAAUAAUGCAAAUAUUUCUAAUCAUCUUAAAACACUUCAUUUUUGUUAAUGGUUUUGGGGAAGGAUUCUAACCAAACCCGUUUGAAGAAAAAUAUGAACAUGUGCCAUUGUAUGAUAACACUAUCCACUUUCUUGACAGUUACAGUCUUUUUUAUUUUUUUGUAGCAUGUAAUGUAUAUGUUCAUAGUACGUGAAGUAAAUAAAAGUAUAGC